Molecule: messenger RNA, 2843 nt
Organism: Cyprinus carpio (common carp)
Lineage: Eukaryota; Metazoa; Chordata; Actinopteri; Cypriniformes; Cyprinidae
Product: GTPase IMAP family member 8-like
Exons: 5
Source: RefSeq, a predicted model, not a curated record
GCCAAAAGCGACAAAGUCAAAGUGGGAAACGCCCUGACAUGUGUGAUCUAAGGAUUGUUCUUUUGGGGAAGAAUGUAUCAGAAAACAGCAGAGUCAGAAACUCGAUCCUGGGAGUAGAUGUGCAUGAGAGCGAUGCACCUAUAAAGCAGCACAAUGUGCUGAAAAUCAGUGGAAUGGUGAAGGACAGACACGUCACAGUCAUUAACACUCUUCAUCUGCUGAAUCCUGACCUCUCAGAUCAUCAGAUCACACAGACAGUGAGAGAGUGUGUGAAUCAAUCUGAUCCAGGACCUCAUGUGUUCAUAAUCAUACUGCAGUAUAAUGACUUCACCGAGGAGGACCUGAGAAGAGUGAAACAUGUGCUCAACAAAUUCAGUGGAGAAGCGAUGAAACAUUCCAUCGUUCUCACCACUGAUGAAGAGAGAGAUUACUCAUACAUGAGUCCUGUAAUAAAGCAGACAGCUAUUCAGCAGUUAAUAAAGGAAUGUGGAGAAAGGCAUUUGGAGUCUGAAAAAGAAAACCCAGAAUGGCAAUCUGACAUAUUCAAGAGGAUUGAUAAGAUACUUCAGGAAAACCAGGAAGAAUAUCUCACAUGUGAAAUAUUUGGUGAUGCUGAAGGAACAUCAGUGGAUGAAGAGCAAAGAUCUCAUGGUUCAGUCAGAUCAGAGGGAAAAAACAAAAAGCGUACUUAUUACAAAGAUGAUGGAAAACCAAAACAGAGCAAGAGAAGUGAAGAAAUUCUAAUUGAUAUAAGAGAGUGGAUUCGUUCCAACUUGCCAGCAAAUUUCUCUGGAAAACAGAAGCUGAACCUGGUUCUGUGUGGAAGUGAUCCAACAUUUAAAGUCUCUGUGUCCAAACUUUUACGAGGAAAAACUAUAAAAUCUUCACAUCAGAGAGAGGGCAGUGAAGAGUGUGUGAAGAAAGAGGAGAGGAUUCAUGGUCAUCAGAUCAGUCUGGUGGAGCUUCCAGCUCUCAGUCAGCUCUCAGAGGAGGAAGUGAUGCGUCAGACUCUUCACUGUGUGUCUCUCUGUCAUCCUGGAGUUCAUGUUUUUCUCCUCAUUGUUCCUGUUGGUCCGCUUACUGAUGAAGUUAAAGCGGAAAUGGAGGAGAUCCAGAAGAACUUUUAUUCCAGAGAGCAUUUCAUAGUAAUGUUUAUCAGUGAAGGCACUGUUAAAAGACCAGAGACAGAGUUUAUAAAAUCCAGCUCAGAAUCUCAGAGCUUAAUCAGUCGUUGUGGAGGUCGGUACUGUGUGAUGGGUUUAAAAGACCAUGAAAACUCAAGACAGAUCCCAGAACUACUGGAUUAUAUUGAGAACAUGAAGACUAAACCAUAUUCACUUCAGAUGUACAUGAAAGCUCAGGAGAACAGAGUCAGAUGUGAAACAGAGGAGAAAUAUGAAGAGAAACUACAGAGAAUGGAAGAUGAAAUCAAAGACUUAAAGCAGAAGAUUCAGUCAGAAGUUUCAGGUGCUGAAGGUGAAGCAGAUGAUCUGGAGAGUUUGAGGAUUGUGUUGAUCGGGAGAACAGGAAAUGGAAAGAGUGCUACAGGAAACACUAUUCUGGGAAGAAAUGAGUUUGAGAGUAAAGCAAGCAUGGAUUCAGUGACGACUGUUUGCAUGAAGGGAGUUGGUGAAGUUGAUGGUCGAUCAGUAGCUGUUGUUGAUACUCCAGGACUCUUUGACACAUCACUGUCAAAUGAACAAGCAGUGGAAGAAAUAGUGAAAUGUGUUUCACUCUCGUCACCUGGACCUCACGUGUUUGUCAUUGUGUUGAGUGUGGGGAGAUUUAUUCAGGUGGAAACAGACACUGUGGAUCUGAUAAUGAAGAUCUUCGGCCAUAAAGCUGCUCAGUUCAGCAUCGUUCUGUUCACUAGAGGAGACGAUCUUCAGGGUGAAUCUAUAGAAAAAUAUGUGGAGAGAGGAAACAAUGCUGAGGUCAAGAAACUGAUCAGAGAUUGUGGAAACAGGUUCUUGGUUUUCAAUAACAGAGAAAAACAAGACAAAACUCAAGUGAUUCAACUGUUAAACAUGAUAGAAGAGCUGAAGAACAGUAAUGCUGGUCGAUAUUUCACUAACAGCAUGUUUGAGGAGGCAGAGAUGUCCAUUAAGAAGAGAAUGGAGGAAAUACUGAAAGAGAGAGAAAGAGAGAUUCAGACACAAAAUGAGGCAUUAAAAGCCAAAUAUGAGAUGGAAAUGAGAGAUAUGUUGAAGAGACUUGAGGAAGAGAAACAAAGAGCAGAUGAGGAGAAAAUAAAAAUGGAGAAUCAAUUCAGAGAAAAAGAGGAAAAACUCAGAAAAGAGUCUGAAGAAAAAGAGAAAACAGAACAAAAGAAAAGAGAAAUUGAAAACCAGAAACGAUCAUCUGAGGAAAAACAGCAAAGAGCUGAAUUUCAUCGAAAAAUAGAAGAAAUGAAGAGAGAGAUUGAAAAUCAGAGAUCACAGUAUGAAAAACAGCAAAAAGAAAGAGAAGAAGAAGAUAGAAAGAGAGAAGAGAAAUAUAGACAAGAUCAAGAAAAGAUGAGAAAUGAACAAGAACAUGUUAUAACACAGUUAAAGAUAAAAGAAGAAGAAGAAAUUAAAAAGAGAGACUUGGAGGAGAAAAGGAGGAAUGAACUAGAAGAGAAAGACAGACAGGAAUGGGUAAGAAAAAUAAAAGAGGCUGAAAAUGACAGAAAAGAGACUCAAGAGGAAAUUAAACGACAGCAGAGAGAAUGGGAGGAUGACAAGAAACGACAGAUAAGAGAACGAGAGGAAGAAGAAAUAAAGAGAAAAGAGAAACAUGAUGAACAGCUGAGAGAAAAACAAAAAGAACUGGAAAUAAUGAGAAAGAAAUUUGAAAGAGAG